Molecule: messenger RNA, 1733 nt
Organism: Nematolebias whitei (Rio pearlfish)
Lineage: Eukaryota; Metazoa; Chordata; Actinopteri; Cyprinodontiformes; Rivulidae
Gene: atp5f1b
Product: ATP synthase F1 subunit beta
Exons: 10
Coding region: 48-1601 (517 amino acids)
Biological process (GO): proton transmembrane transport; proton motive force-driven mitochondrial ATP synthesis
Molecular function (GO): proton-transporting ATP synthase activity, rotational mechanism; ATP hydrolysis activity; ATP binding
Source: RefSeq, a predicted model, not a curated record
AAAGCUGCGAGUCGCUCCGUCUCUUUCCACCUUCAGCCAUUUUAAGCAUGUUAGGAGCUGUGGGACGCUGCUGCACCGGGGCCCUGCAGGCUCUCAGGCCUGGGGUCCAGCCUCUCAAGGCUCUUACUGGAUCCCCAGCUGUACUUUCACGUCGGGACUAUGCGGCCCCCGCCGCCGCGGCCAGCGCCGCCACGGGCCGCAUCGUGGCCGUGAUCGGGGCCGUGGUGGACGUCCAGUUCGACGAGGGCCUGCCCCCCAUCCUGAACGCCCUGGAGGUGACCGGCCGGGACACCCGGCUGGUCCUGGAGGUGGCCCAGCAUCUGGGUGAGAACACGGUCAGAACCAUCGCUAUGGACGGUACUGAGGGGCUGGUCCGUGGACAGAAGGUUCUGGACUCAGGUGCCCCUAUUAGAAUCCCUGUGGGUCCCGAGACCCUGGGCCGGAUUAUGAAUGUGAUCGGUGAGCCCAUCGAUGAGCGGGGCCCCAUCACCACCAAACAGACUUCACCGAUCCACGCCGAGGCCCCCGAGUUCACGGACAUGAGCGUGGAGCAGGAGAUCCUGGUGACAGGCAUCAAGGUGGUGGACCUGCUGGCCCCCUACGCCAAGGGAGGAAAGAUUGGGCUGUUCGGUGGCGCCGGUGUGGGGAAGACCGUCCUGAUCAUGGAGCUGAUCAACAACGUGGCCAAGGCCCACGGAGGGUACUCUGUGUUCGCCGGGGUGGGGGAGCGAACCCGCGAGGGUAACGACCUGUACCACGAGAUGAUCGAGUCUGGGGUCAUCAACCUGAAGGACACCACCUCCAAGGUGGCGUUGGUGUACGGGCAGAUGAACGAGCCUCCCGGCGCCCGCGCCCGGGUGGCUCUGACCGGACUGACCGUGGCCGAGUACUUCCGGGACCAGGAGGGUCAGGACGUGCUGCUCUUCAUCGACAACAUCUUCCGCUUCACGCAGGCGGGCUCUGAGGUGUCUGCCUUGCUGGGCCGUAUCCCCUCGGCUGUGGGCUACCAGCCCACCCUGGCCACCGACAUGGGCACCAUGCAGGAGAGGAUCACCACCACCAAGAAGGGCUCCAUCACGUCCGUGCAGGCCAUCUACGUGCCUGCUGACGAUCUGACCGACCCCGCCCCAGCCACCACCUUCGCCCACUUGGACGCCACCACCGUGCUGUCCCGUGCCAUCGCCGAGCUGGGGAUCUACCCAGCGGUCGACCCGCUGGACUCCACCUCCCGGAUCAUGGACCCCAACAUCGUGGGGGCGGAGCAUUACGACAUCGCUCGCGGCGUGCAGAAGAUCCUGCAGGACUACAAGUCCCUUCAGGACAUCAUCGCCAUCCUGGGAAUGGACGAGUUGUCCGAGGAGGACAAGCUGACGGUGGCCCGCGCCCGCAAGAUCCAGCGCUUCCUGUCACAGCCCUUCCAGGUGGCCGAGGUGUUCACGGGUCACCUGGGCAAGCUGGUGCCCCUCAAAGAGACCAUCAAAGGCUUCAAGGCCAUCCUCGGUGGGGAGUACGACGCUCUGCCCGAGCAGGCCUUCUACAUGGUGGGCCCCAUCGAGGAGGUGGUCCAGAAGGCUGAGAAGCUGGCUGAGGAGCACUCGUAAACGUCUGAGCGGGGGAGGGGGUCCUGUGGUUUGUAAACAUGUCAAAUUCCAAAUGUUGCCGUCUGUCGUCCUGAAGAAAGUUCUAUUUAAUGUUUCCAACAAAGAUGGAAUAAAUCACUGUCUUUACACAAA